AUUCCCAGGCUGAAGCGAGACUCGCGGCGAAGCGAGCGGCGCGGGCGGAAGCGCGGGAGAUCCGGAUGAAAGAGCUGGAGAGGCAGCAGAAGGAGAUCUAUCAGGUCCAGAAGAAAUAUUAUGGGCUGGAUACUAAGUGGGGAGACAUCGAGCAAUGGAUGGAAGACAGUGAGCGUUAUUCCCGUAGAGCCCGAAGAAAUGCCUCGGCUUCGGAUGAAGAUGAGCGCAUGUCAGUGGGUAGCCGUGGAAGCCUGAGGUCUCAUUUGGAAUAUGCCAGCACCUACCCAGUGGCUGGAUUAGAGAGUGAGAGGACCAAAAAGAAGAACUACUCCAAAGCAACCAAUGGUUAUGAGGAAGACGUGUAUGGAUCAUCCCAGAGUAGAAAAUCUAGCAGGGCUUCGUACUACUCUGACCUGGGUCUCCCCAACAGCAGCUAUGCUUCCACAUCUCAACUUUCUUCCCAAAAUGGAAAUUGGGCGUCUGUGUACGAGGAGAGCGUUUACAGCGGGAGCCGGCGCUAUAGUGCCCCCAGUUCCCGCGCUCCUUCCGAGUACAGCUGCUACCUUGGUUCAGGAUCUCGGGCAUCCUCCAGAGCCAGCUCUGCUCGGGCCAGUCCAGUGAUUGAGGAAAGGCCAGAAAAAGACUUUGAGAAGGGAGCACGAACUGUCUCAAGUUUAUCAGCAGCUACCUUGGCUUCUCUGGGCGGGACUUCUUCACGGAGAGGCAGUGGGGACACAUCCAUCUCAGCUGACACAGAGGCAUCCAUCAGAGAAAUCAAGGACAUCUAUGAGUUAAAGGACCAGAUUCAGGAUGUAGAAGGCAAAUACAUGCAGGGGCUGAAAGAACUGAAGGACUCUCUAGCUGAAGUUGAGGAGAAAUACAAGAAGGCUAUGGUGUCAAAUGCUCAGCUGGACAAUGAGAAAACCAAUUUCAUGUACCAAGUGGACACCCUGAAGGAUGCGCUCUUAGAGUUGGAGGAGCAGCUGGCAGAAUCCAGGAGGCAAUAUGAAGAGAAAAGUAAAGAAUUUGAGAGGGAGAAGCAUGCUCACAGCAUAUUGCAGUUUCAGUUCAUGGAAAUCAAAGAGGCUUUGAAGCAGAGAGAAGAAAUGCUUGCAGAAAUCCAACAGCUGCAACAGAAACAGCAGAGCUAUGUCAGGGAAAUUUCCGAUCUUCAGGAGACAAUAGAGUGGAAAGACAAAAAAAUAGGGGCACUAGAGAGGCAGAAAGAUUUCUUUGAUUCCAUAAGGAGUGAGCGGGAUGACCUUAGAGACGAAGUGGUUGUGCUGAAGGAGCAACUGAAGAAACAUGGAAUAAUCCCAGACUCUGAUGUAGCCACCAAUGGGGAGACAUCAGACAUUCUGGAUAACGAAGGACACUUGGAUUCUCCCCGAACUGUUGCAGGCACCACUCAGGCAUUAAAGACAGGAGGGGAGGCGAUGCUAGGCAAAGCCAAUGAAGUGGAGAUGAAAAAUGAGAUUUUGGAGGAUGUGGGGAAAAGAGAAAUCUUGCAGAAUACUGAGCAUGAGGAACACAAAGAGGAGUCUGAGGAGGAGGAAGUACAGACAUUGCAUGCUGCUGAAAAUGCAAAGGCAGAACAAAUGGUUGAAGAACGUGAUGCCCUGCCAGCAGUGAUGUUACCAGAGAGUAGGUUUGCAGAGCAAGCCCAAAGCCUUACAGAACCUGUGUCAGGGGGCACUUCUUCAAACACUGACAGUGACACAGAUGGCUUGAGAAAGGUCACAGAGUCCAAGGGCACAGCAGUCCAGCAGCCAGAGAGUACAGAGGCUGAACACCAUGACUUGAGUGCAAGGACAAAUGAGAACUUGGAGCUGGGCUCUCUGCAAGGCCACCAGAUUUUUGAGACUCCUCAGGAAAUGUUUUGUGACUCAGGUACAGAGCAGGAACUGGGAGAAGCUGUACCCAACCAAGGAGAGCAAGAGGAUCUUAAAACCAGCCAUGCCUUGAGUGAUAAUGAAAUGGAUGAAGGAUCUGACAGUACAAGUGAGAGCAGUGAGCUGGUUUCUAACCAGGCAGGGCUACCUGAGGGAGUAGUGGCAGGCUUGCUUAGGGAAGAGGGAAAUGUGGAGAGUUCCACUCCAGAGGAACCCCAGGACUCAGAAGAAAGUGCUGAAAACAAGGUUGCAAAUGUUUUGGAGGAAAAGUUUGUUGACUGCACUGAUGGAAGCAGUGAUAAAACAGCAGGUGACAGGGCUGAAGAAGAAGAUGAGCUUGGGAACGUGGUUCAGGGUCAGCCAAGGGAAGCUGAGUCUGUGGGUUUGGAGGGGGCAGAGCCAAGUGAAAGGGAUGUCCCAGCAGAGUCACUUGAAAAGGAAGAUGGAGAACAUCAGGCAUUCAUCCAACCAGCUUCUUCAGAGGACAGUCCUUCAGCAUCCCCAGAGGAACCAAGUACACAAGGAAAAACUGAAGAUGGAAGUGCUACAGCUGAGAAGAAUGGACAGAAGGGAGGAUUGAUGGAAGAGCUGGAGAAGUGUUCUGCUGAAACAGCCGAGCAAGGUGUGGCACCUGUGGAGGCAGGAGGCUCCGAGGGAAAGGGAAGUGAGCUGCAGCAGGCACAGCCAGGAACAGAGGUUGUGAGAGAGGUGACCACUCAGGAAACCCAUUUAGACCUGAGUCUUCCAGAAGAUGAAAUUAAGGAGUCAGAACUUGAAGGGGAUGAGGCUGGGGAAGGACAGGAAAGUAGGACAGAAUGGGUGGAAGAUUUGAAUCCAAAGGUAGAGGUUCAAACAAGUCAGUGUAGUGAAGAAACAACAGGUGAUAGAGAAGGAGAGAAAAAUGUUCCUUUAGAGAGUGAAGUGCAGAAGGUGAUUAAACAAGUAGAAGGUGAAUCUAAAGAGGAGUCAGGUGUAGGCAUAGCUGAAACAGCUGAAAACAAAGCCAGUAAAGAAACACUGAAAAAAAAUCAGCAAGAGGUAGAGCUUGCAGACCACCCUGGUGGGGAAUCUGCUUCUGAGGAAGGUGCAAAUAAUGCCCUGGCACAGAAUCCUGUGCAGGAUGAAAACAUUAGUGAAGAAGUUAAAUUGGAGGAAGGUGUCAAUAACUCCCUGGCACAGAAACCUGUGCAGGAUGAAAACAUUAGAGAACAAGUUAAAUUGGAGGAAGGUGUAAAUAAUUCCCUGGCACAGAAACCUGUGCAGGAUGAAAACAUUAGUGAACAAGUGAAAUGGGAGGACCAAACAGAGGAAAGCCUGGAAGAUGAUGGUGAUGCAUUUGAUUUUGAUGAAGAGUCAAAUCAAAUACUGGAAUCUGAUGAAAAACGUGAUGGAGAGAAAGAUGAUACACCGGGAGAAGAGGGUGAUGGAGCAAAUGGUGCUGUUGGAAAAACUGCCCACACAGACAAAGCUGAAGAGGGAACAGACAAAAUGGAAACCAAAGAUGCCUUGACCAAAGGUGAAGUCCUGCAGCAUAAAAAAGAAGAGCCUGAGGAAACAGGGUGCUUGCAAGGGGAAGCGUUGGGGAAAACUGAUGAGGAGGCUGAUGUGGAGGAAGAUAAAAUCAAAUUAUCAGAUUCUAUUAAAGUGGGAAAAUUACUGGAUCAAGAUGUUUCAGAACAGGAUUUGGAAAGUGCUUUCAUUAAGAGGGCUGAAAGCAGGGAGGAUUUGCAGGCUGGUAAAAGGAGUAAGGGUAGAUCCAGAGAUGACUGUACAAUCUCCUGAGUUCAGAAUCUCAAACCUACACGAGUUCCAUGCCCUGUGACCAAUCCCAGGACACAAACAUGCACUUUGCACAAGACAUCAGACCUUGGAAUACUCUUAGAGCUUUGUAGGUAACUCAGCAUAAAGCAUGGAUGUGGUAAUGAUGCAAGUAUUAAGUUAUUCGCUGUCGUACCCAGCCACUCAGCCAAGAAAUGAGUGAGUUUGGUUUUGCUGUGUCUCAGGUUGAAAGCUUAUCACCCAAUAAGGAAGCUUCACAACUUGACUAUUCAAACUAUUAUGCAAUUAAAGUACCUCUAGUGUGGAUAGCUGCUCCUGGGGAAUUUCUGCAGGAUUUUUUUUUAUUUUAUUCUAGCCUAGUUGAUCAAUAUCUUGAAUGUACGUUGGGCCUUUGUGAACUUAUGCACAUUAUGCUUACUUGUACUUCAGUCUACAGCAAGUACAUUAACUCUUCAUGAAGGAACUCAGCAGAUCAGCCACACUGGUGGUGAAACUUCUUUCAGAAUGAUUAAAGCCUCUGAACCAAUCUCUUUUUUAAGAUGAAGAAAAAAUAUCUUUUCAUUCCACCUUGCGUGUAUUUCUUACACGGUCAUAUUCUAAAAUAUAAUUAGAUCACUGUGAAUCUGCUUAGUCUGAGCACUUUGGAAGAGCAGUACACAGUUUGGAGAAAGUGCAACAUACAGGUCUUAGUUUUCUGAAAGGAAUAAACACAUACAUGUUUACUUAUCUAGGCACUUUGCACCACAAUAGGCCUUUUACACCAUGUCUCACAUGGGGUUUUUAUUUUUUCCAGAGAAAGCGUCAAUACACACUGUAAUGUGUGCUUAGGUUUGCUAUCAAGUACUGUCUAGAUAUGAAUAUAUAAAAUAUAUAUUUUUCAAAAAAGAUUUUUGUUUAAAAUUAUAUUUGCUUACUGCAUUAAGUUUUUGGUUUUUUUUGCAAAUUCUGAUUCUGAAAGAAUGUUUUUAUCUCUGAAACACAUCUUCUCUCUUCCCUUCUGGAGAGAAGAUAACUUUGCAUGUCUUAACUCUUGGUGGAUAUCAAACCAAAGACAACUGUUGUUUUGUGUACUAGCCCCCCUGUGCCUUUUGGAAGAGCUGGAUUGCUUUGAAUUGCUGGCAUAAAUUAGGCUCUUGGACUCCCUUGCUGUAUUUCCCCUUGCAUCUCUGCUAGUGCUUGGGAGGAAGAGCAUGUUUUGCAUAUAUGAAUAUUCAUUGAAAGUGUUAAGCAAUGAAUGUCCCAGGGGAAUGCAGAUGGAUGGAAGGUGUGGGCUAUGGAAGGCUGUAUUUGUGUUGAUGUUACAAAGUUGUCAGAGCACGGACAGACUGCAAAAUUUAAAGAUGUAUAUCAAAAUGUACUGCUGUAUAUAAUUUAAAUAAACAUAUUUUAUACUUGAAAAUA
Cyanistes caeruleus (blue tit) is the source of this 5072-nucleotide messenger RNA. Lineage: Eukaryota; Metazoa; Chordata; Aves; Passeriformes; Paridae. The record is from RefSeq and is a predicted model, not a curated record.